This is a messenger RNA of Passer montanus (Eurasian tree sparrow), 383 nucleotides long. RefSeq names its product ATP synthase membrane subunit j (gene ATP5MJ). Gene Ontology annotation, cellular component: mitochondrion. NCBI's taxonomy places the organism in Eukaryota, Metazoa, Chordata, Aves, Passeriformes, Passeridae. The transcript is spliced from 3 exons. The record is from RefSeq and is a predicted model, not a curated record. The coding region runs from base 31 to 201 and encodes 56 amino acids.
UAAAAUGACAACACUUUUUAUAAAUUUCAGAUGGUGCAGGCUAUGAUUCCAAAGGCAUUGAAACCCAUGAAAUUCUACUUCUCUACUGUGUAUCAAGAAAUAUGGGUUGGUGUAGCAUUAACAGCUUAUGCCUACUACAAGAUUUCCUAUGGGGGCAAAAAGUCAUCAGGAAGUAAGUCCUCUGGUUCUGGCCAUCAUUAAAGAUCUCUUCUCUUCUUGGAAUAUGAAUUUGGUGGUUCAUCAUUUCUGCUGCAAAUGAAGGGAGUUACAACCAUAGGGAAAUGGUUGUAGGACUAGAACUGUACCUGAUCCAUCUGCUGUAAUUGGAAAAAGAAUAAAUACAUUGAGCAAAAAGUAAUUAAAGAUGUUGGACAAUAAAUGCU